CACAACCAAUAACUCUUCUUCUUCUUCUAUGACUUUAUAGUAAGUUGUUACCCUCUGAUCUUGAAAACCUAAUUAUAUUAAUCCUCUCUAUUUGUAAUCUUUGGUCGUCGUUGUCUUCUUCUUCCGGAGUUGCGGUGGUCGUCGUCGCCAUUAGUGCUCCAACAUGGGCGGAAUCAGCCUUGAGGAGAUCAAGAACGAGAACGUCGAUCUGGAACAUAUUCCAGUAGACGAAGUGUUUGAGCAGCUGAAAUGUUCCAGAGAAGGUUUAUCACAGGACGAAGGAGCCAGCAGGCUUCAAGUCUUUGGACCAAACAAAUUGGAAGAGAAAAAGGAAAGCAAGUUUCUUAAGUUCUUGGGUUUUAUGUGGAAUCCACUAUCAUGGGUGAUGGAAGCUGCUGCCAUUAUGGCCAUUGCUCUUGCAAAUGGUGGUGGAAGGCCACCGGAUUGGCAGGAUUUUGUUGGUAUCAUUGCUCUCUUGUUCAUUAACUCUACAAUCAGUUUCAUUGAGGAAAACAAUGCUGGUAAUGCAGCUGCUGCACUCAUGGCUGGUUUAGCCCCCAAAACCAAGGUUCUGAGAGAUGGCAAAUGGACUGAACAAGAUGCUGCUAUUUUGGUCCCAGGAGACAUAAUCAGCAUCAAAUUGGGAGAUAUCAUCCCGGCCGAUGCGCGUCUUCUGGAGGGUGAUGCUCUGAGUGUUGAUCAGUCUGCUUUAACCGGAGAAUCUCUUCCGGUGACAAAGAAUCCUCACGAUGAAGUGUUUUCCGGGUCAACUGUUAAGAAGGGUGAGAUUGAAGCAGUUGUGAUUGCCACUGGUGUCCACACCUUCUUUGGUAAAGCAGCUCAUCUUGUUGACAGCACCAAUCAAGUUGGUCACUUCCAGAAAGUUCUUACAGCCAUUGGUAACUUCUGCAUUUGCUCAAUUGCUGUUGGGAUAGCCAUUGAGCUCAUAGUCAUGUAUCCGAUUCAGCACAGAAAGUACAGGGAUGGGAUUGACAACCUGUUGGUUCUCUUGAUUGGAGGGAUCCCUAUUGCCAUGCCAACUGUGUUGUCUGUCACUAUGGCUAUUGGUUCUCACAGGCUUUCCCAGCAAGGUGCAAUCACAAAGAGAAUGACAGCUAUCGAGGAAAUGGCGGGUAUGGAUGUUCUCUGCAGUGACAAAACUGGGACUCUCACACUCAACAAGCUGACUGUUGAUAAAAACCUGAUUGAGGUUUUUGCAAAGGGUGUUGAGAAGGAUCAUGUUAUCCUUCUUGCUGCAAGGGCUUCUAGGACUGAGAAUCAAGAUGCUAUUGAUGCCGCAAUUGUUGGUAUGCUUGCUGAUCCAAAGGAGGCAAGAGCUGGAAUCAGGGAGGUCCAUUUUUUCCCUUUCAAUCCUGUAGACAAGAGGACUGCUCUAACUUACAUUGAUUCUGAUGGAAAUUGGCAUAGAUCCAGCAAAGGUGCUCCUGAGCAGAUAUUGAACCUCUGCAACUGCAAAGAGGAUGUGAGGAGAAAGGCUCAUGCAAUUAUUGAUAAGUUUGCCGAGCGUGGGCUCCGAUCUUUGGGAGUUGCUAGACAGGAAGUACCUGAGAAAUCAAAAGAUGCUCCUGGUGCACCAUGGCAAUUUGUUGCGCUGCUACCACUGUUUGAUCCUCCCAGGCAUGAUAGCGCUGAAACCAUCACAAGAGCCCUGAACCUUGGUGUUAAUGUAAAAAUGAUUACUGGUGAUCAGCUUGCUAUUGCCAAGGAAACUGGAAGAAGGCUUGGCAUGGGAACAAACAUGUACCCUUCAUCCUCAUUACUUGGUCAAAGCAAGGAUGCUGCAGUUUCAGCUCUUCCAGUUGAUGAGUUGAUUGAGAAAGCUGAUGGAUUUGCUGGAGUGUUUCCCGAACACAAAUAUGAAAUUGUUAAGAGGCUGCAAGACAGGAAGCAUAUAUGUGGAAUGACAGGUGAUGGUGUCAACGACGCCCCUGCAUUAAAGAGAGCAGAUAUUGGAAUUGCUGUUGCUGAUGCUACAGAUGCUGCUAGAAGUGCUUCUGAUAUUGUCCUCACUGAACCUGGUCUUAGUGUCAUUAUUAGUGCAGUCCUCACCAGCAGGGCAAUUUUCCAAAGGAUGAAGAACUAUACCAUAUAUGCAGUGUCAAUCACCAUUCGUAUUGUGUUUGGUUUCAUGUUUAUUGCAUUGAUUUGGAAGUUUGAUUUUGCACCCUUUAUGGUAUUGAUCAUUGCCAUACUUAAUGAUGGUACCAUUAUGACAAUAUCCAAGGAUAGAGUGAAACCAUCCCCACAACCUGAUAGCUGGAAACUGAAGGAGAUAUUCGCUACUGGUAUUGUGCUUGGAAGUUACCUGGCACUAAUGACAGUAGUAUUUUUCUGGCUUAUGAAGGACACUGACUUCUUCUCGGACAAGUUUGGUGUAAGGUCUCUGAGACACAGCCCUGCAGAAAUGAUGGCAGCCCUUUACCUACAAGUCAGUAUUAUUAGCCAGGCACUGAUUUUCGUCACUAGGUCACGCAGUUGGUCCUAUGUUGAAAGACCUGGUCUUCUUCUAUUGGGUGCUUUCAUGAUUGCUCAGCUGGUGGCAACUGCUCUUGCAGUAUAUGCUAACUGGAGCUUUGCAAGAAUCAAGGGAAUGGGAUGGGGUUGGGCUGGUGUAAUCUGGCUCUACAGUUUAGUGACUUAUGUGCCUCUUGAUUUGCUUAAAUUCGCAAUCCGCUAUGCUCUUAGUGGCAAGGCCUGGGAUAAUCUUUUGGAGAACAAGACUGCAUUCACCACAAAGAAAGACUAUGGCAAAGAAGAGAGAGAGGCACAAUGGGCUGCUGCACAGAGAACUCUUCAUGGUCUUCAGCCACCAGAAACAACCAAUCUUUUCAAUGACAAGAAUAGCUACAGGGAACUUUCAGAGAUUGCUGAGCAAGCAAAAAGACGUGCUGAGGUUGCAAGGCUGAGGGAGCUUCACACUCUAAAGGGUCAUGUUGAGUCAGUUGUGAAGCUGAAGGGACUUGACAUUGACACAAUCCAGCAGCAUUACACUGUUUGAGGAAGAAACCUUGUCAGUUCUUUUGUCCAAGGCCACAACAUAAUAUGAUGAUGAAAGACCUAAGUUAAUCCAUCUUUAGAUUUCAUUUCGGUCCUUUAUUUUGUGGAAAAAAAAAAAAUUGAAUGGUUACACUCCCCUAUCUCACCACCCCAUGUUUAUGAUAGCAGCAGGAGGAGAUGCUAUUCUCUUUAGGUACCAAAUAAUAUCGUUGAUAGGGUUGCUUUUUCUUUUGUUAAGAACGUUCAUCUCAUAAGUUCAUAUUAAAGCUCAAUACUUUUUGGAUCUUCA
This is a messenger RNA of Arachis duranensis, 3307 nucleotides long. Its product is annotated as plasma membrane ATPase 4. Gene Ontology annotation, cellular component: plasma membrane. Gene Ontology annotation, biological process: proton export across plasma membrane; regulation of intracellular pH. Bases 164 to 3019 code for a protein of 951 amino acids. NCBI's taxonomy places the organism in Eukaryota, Viridiplantae, Streptophyta, Magnoliopsida, Fabales, Fabaceae. Gene Ontology annotation, molecular function: P-type proton-exporting transporter activity; ATP binding; ATP hydrolysis activity. The transcript is spliced from 16 exons. The record is from RefSeq and is a predicted model, not a curated record.